Molecule: messenger RNA, 6839 nt
Organism: Zalophus californianus (California sea lion)
Lineage: Eukaryota; Metazoa; Chordata; Mammalia; Carnivora; Otariidae
Gene: NR6A1
Product: nuclear receptor subfamily 6 group A member 1
Exons: 10
Coding region: 224-1666 (480 amino acids)
Biological process (GO): regulation of DNA-templated transcription
Molecular function (GO): DNA-binding transcription factor activity; sequence-specific DNA binding; zinc ion binding
Source: RefSeq, a predicted model, not a curated record
CGGCGCGUGACGUCGGGGGAGGGAGCUGGCCAGUGCUGAGGGGGCGCGGCGCGGAGGGGCGCGGAGGGGCGCGGAGCCGGGCGGCUCGGGGCCCAGAGAGCGCGGCGGACGGGAGCCCGCCGGCCCCUGACAGCCCCCUCCCCCCGGCGGACGACGACGACGAGGACGAGGGCGCCGGUCAUGGCGGAGCAGCGAACCGAGCGCGGGCCCUGAGCACCACCGCAUGGAGCGGGACGAACGGCCGCCUAGCGGAGGGGGAGGCGGCGGGGGCUCGGCGGGGUUCCUAGAGCCGCCCGCCGCGCUCCCUCCGCCGCCGCGCAACGGUUUUUGUCAGGAUGAAUUGCCAGAGCUUGACCCGGGCACUAUUUCUGUUCCAGAUGAUCGGGCUGAACAACGAACCUGUCUCAUUUGUGGGGACCGUGCUACAGGCUUGCACUAUGGGAUCAUCUCCUGUGAGGGCUGCAAGGGAUUUUUCAAGAGGAGCAUUUGCAACAAGCGGGUAUAUCGGUGCAGUCGUGACAAGAACUGUGUUAUGUCUCGGAAGCAGAGGAACCGAUGCCAGUACUGCCGCCUGCUCAAAUGCCUCCAGAUGGGGAUGAAUCGGAAGGCAAUCAGAGAAGAUGGCAUGCCUGGAGGCCGAAAUAAGAGCAUUGGGCCCGUCCAGAUAUCAGAGGAAGAGAUCGAAAGGAUCAUGUCUGGGCAGGAAUUUGAGGAAGAGGCCAAUCACUGGAGCAACCAUGGUGACAGCGACCACAGUUCCCCUGGGAACAGGGCUUCAGAGAGCAACCAGCCCUCACCAGGCUCCACACUGUCCUCCAGUAGGUCUGUGGAACUGAACGGAUUCAUGGCAUUCAGGGAGCAGUACAUGGGGAUGUCUGUGCCUCCACACUAUCAAUACAUACCGCACCUUUUUAGCUAUUCCGCCCACUCGCCACUCCUGCCCCCACAAGCUCGCAGCCUGGAUCCCCAGUCAUACAGUCUGAUUCACCAGCUGGUGUCAGCCGAGGACCUGGAGCCACUGGGCACACCCAUGUUGAUUGAAGAUGGGUAUGCUGUGACUCAGGCAGAGCUGUUUGCCCUGCUUUGCCGCCUGGCCGAUGAGCUGCUCUUUAGGCAGAUUGCCUGGAUCAAGAAACUGCCUUUCUUCUGCGAGCUCUCAAUCAAGGAUUACACGUGCCUCCUGAGCUCUACCUGGCAGGAAUUAAUCCUGCUGUCCUCCCUCACCGUUUAUAGCAAACAGAUCUUUGGGGAGCUGGCUGAUGUCACUGCCAAGUACUCACCCUCUGAUGAAGAACUACACAGAUUUAGUGAUGAAGGGAUGGAGGUGAUCGAGCGGCUCAUCUACCUGUAUCACAAGUUCCAUCAGCUAAAGGUCAGCAAUGAGGAGUAUGCUUGCAUGAAAGCAAUUAACUUCUUAAAUCAAGAUAUCAGGGGUCUGACCAGUGCCUCACAGCUGGAACAGUUGAACAAGCGAUAUUGGUACAUUUGUCAGGAUUUCACUGAAUAUAAAUAUACACAUCAGCCGAACCGCUUUCCUGACCUCAUGAUGUGCUUACCUGAGAUUCGCUAUAUUGCAGGAAAGAUGGUGAAUGUACCCCUGGAGCAGCUGCCCCUCCUCUUUAAGGUGGUACUUCAUUCCUGCAAGACAAGUGUGGGCAAGGAAUGACCUGUUCCCAGCGCCCCUCCUCCGGCCAACCACAGCGCCUUGGGUGGGCAGGACAGGCUCCAGAAGAAAGAGCCAGAGAGACCAAGAUGGAGGCUGUGGAGCAGUGUUUCCAGUUGCCUCCAUAGCAAGAAGAGUUUUUGUUUGUUUGUCUGUUUUUUUAACCUCAUUUUUCUAUAUAUUUAUUUCACGACAGAGUUGAAUGUAUGGCCUUCAACAUGAUGCACAUGCUUUUGUGUGAAUGCAGCCGAUGCAUUUCCUUGCAGUUUACAGAAUGUGAAGAUGUUUAAUGUUAUAGUGUUGUCAUUGUUUAGAGAUAGUUCUUUUGUAUUUUGAGGGAGAGGGUGGGAUGGGGCUGAGAUGAAUAUUUCCAUAAUGUUGACAAAGACGACUACCUCAGUGGAAAGGGAGGGGUGUGACCAUCCUUACUUUUUCCACAUGUUCUCAGCAGACUCCUACAUUAGUCUGUCAGAGAGCAAACUGCCUUUUUCUAGCCACAGAAUUGCCAGGUAAAAGUAAAAGAGCACACCAUAAAGGGGCAAAGUGGUAUUGGGAGGUUUAUUAAGCAAAGUGGGUGAGACAUUGGAAACAGGGCAGGAGAUGAGGAUUUAGCCAUCUCUUUUCUUUGGAAAGCAUGAUAGUUGAGGGAGUAGGGUACAGUGACCAAAUCUAUGUUAGAUGUCCUCCCUCCAAACAACUCUUCAGGGAGAAGGGUUUCUGUUCUCACACCAUGCUGUGGGCUCCCCCCACCCCCACCGUCCAAACCACCACUAUUAGUUUCUGCCACUGUCAACUUUUUAUCCACACAUGGUCCUGGCAGUAAGUUAAUUCUUGGGACUUGUCUACCAGCUCCCUUGGGGCUCGCAGCUACCUAGUGUCUACCUGGAUCUACCAAGGUCUACUUUCCUGAGACUCCUUGCCUCUCUCCUAUAAAUUUUACUUCCUGUUGGCCCUUUGAAAAAAACAACUGAACAAAAUGUCAUGCUCUGAAUCCUGGUGCCCACUACUGAUUUAUUCUCCGUUCACCUUGCUUUUUUCAAAGGUUAGUGGGACAAAGGCCAGACUGCUAAAAGAACAAACAAUCUUCCUUUCCCUGUUCCUCCCCUCACCCCAUCCCAUCUCAUUCUCAGGACUGAAUCCAAAACCUGCAGUCUUUUAUACAGUGGGAAGGACCAUUCACCCAUCAGCUAAACAGAAGUUUUGCCCCCUCAUUCUCCUCCCAAGUUCUCCUAAUCUCUCCAAAAUGAGACCAGGUUUCCUUAGAACAGAAAGCCCCAGUACCGGAGUGGCCCACCUGCCCGUUAGAUUAUCAGUGGCCUGGCUGACCAAGGCCUGGAGGGCUGGAGUCCAAAGCACCUGGAAGGGGAGGGGGGCCUGAAACUACCUCAUGUUCCUAAGGGCCUGGCUGCCCCCCUCUGCAGAUACAGCCUGGACCUCCUAUUCUUUCACUACCUACCCUACCGAGUUCUGGGAAGUAUUCCUUACCCUCUUGGCUUUGGCCAGUGGCCACACCAUGUCUAUCUUAGAACUCUUUCAGGUGCUUUUCCUUUCUCUGCCUUACUAUAGCAAUUUUCCCUGCCCAUACCCAGGUACCUCCCACAGCCAGUGCAGCAGACGGACCACUUUAGCUGGGUGCCUCCCUGGGUGGACUUGAGGGGCCUACAGCAUUUUGUUUUGCCUGUUUAGUCAAAGGCCGUUUGCUCUCUUCCAACCCAGCCUAGCAAAUUUACCUAGUGGGCCACCACAUUGUGUGCAUACCAGGUAGUCUGUGUCGGAUUAUAAUUUUUUCUUUGCAGUGAAAUGUUACGGGUACCAGCAGAGUGAUGACUUUGUCCCUUGAUGGGUCUAAAACUCAGAGCAUUACUCCUUAAUGCCAUUUCCCCAGCUGCUCUGAGAAAGAAAAAAGAGACACGUUCCUCAGGAAAAGCUCCAACCAGAAUGUUUUUCACAUGUUGAUGGGAAGAUUUUUGUGUGUGUAUCUGUUUAUUUCUAAGUUCACAAUAUUUUUGUUUCCCUGAAUUUUUUAUUUAACCAACUAGAUCACAUUCUUUGGCUACAGGUCAGACUCCGAGCAGCUUUCCUCAAGAUAGGGGAGGAGACAUAUAUCAGAGUCCCCUUCUCCAAGACUGCUCCUGUGUGCAGUAUCUUUCUUUGCUUAGACCUCCAUCUCUCAGAUUAUUAUUAUUUUUUGAAAUUGCUUUUCUCUUAAAUUAAGCAUUUUCCUGGUUGUGUUGGGUAUCAAAGGAAAUUGUUCUCUGACAAGACAAGAACACGUCUCUCCAAUAAUGCAGCAUUAAACAGAGUAAGUUGUUAAUUUGUGGAGUGGGGGAAAGGUUCUGCAAGUUGCCAUUGUACAAAUCCAUUUUUACAAAUGUUUGCAGCAGAUUCCACAGAACAAAGAGCCCAUUCUUUGCCAAGAGCCCUGCAGAAUCUCUGAGCCAAGUGGCCGUGUGUUCCAAGCCGGAGCCUGACCUGUGGACAGCCUUUAAUGUCUUCUGCACCCAGUCCUUUUAUGACGUGGGCUUUUUUUAAACAGGGUAAAGUGAAUGUGUUGCAUUGCGAACUCAGGUAUUAUGAGGAGAAGGUAGGAGUGUAGCUAGCAGCGUGGAGACAUUAGGUCAGCCACUAGAUGUAUUUGUGAAUUUGGUUUGAGGGACACACAGAAAGGUUGGAGGGGGAGGUUUGAUGUGUUUGUUUUUUGCCUUUCUUCCCAUAAUGUUUGGUUAACAGGUAGCCUUUUUGCUAGUGGAAGAAGAAAAAAGUUGUGCAUGUUGUCUCUGAUUCCCCUCUCUUCUGUCCUCUCUCUGAUCCCCUGCUACCAACAGUGCUCACUUUGAGUGAGAGUUUUUCCACCAUAAAAAUAUAACCCUGAAAGCUGUGUGGUAAAGGAGAAUCCUACCUCCUUGCACUUCAAUGCAAAAAUGCAUUGAAACACACAGGCUUUUCCUUUCCUUUCCCUUUAAAUGUUUUCUUGACCCAAGACAAAAGUUUGGAAUCUUGGAACUUCACCUACAACUUAUGCUCUCUGGCUCCUUUGUAGAAUUUUGGAGUCUUUCACAAGGUUCGGUGGCCUUGCCCUUAGUCUGAAGAAACUCCCCAGAACCUGUCUCAAAGCACUCCACCUGGCUCAGAGGACACCCAGCCCCAUGCUUAACACAUAAUUGAGGUGGGAGAACCUCCAGGGAUAGAAGGCAGCAUGCGGGAACCUCCUUGUCUUGUUCCCCAGAAGCAGAGGAUGGAUAGAGGGAAUCUAAGGGUCUCCGCAGCGUUGCUGACAGUCACCUGCUCCACAUUGACCUGCCUCUCACCUGCCACCCCUUUGCAGGGAUGUGACUACCUGCCAUGGCCAAUAUGUUACCAGGUCCUUAAAACCCUGGGCUCUCUGAGCUGCCUUGCUCUGCGCCCCAUUUCCUACCUUUGUUUGUUCUUGAUUUCCUGGGGGAAUGGGACAGAUGGAGACAGAUGGACAAACCCAGCAUGGGCAACAUCUAAGCCAUGCCCAAGGUUGGCCAAAGUAAGGGGACCCUGGCCUCCCAGGAGGGCAGGAAGUUCAGCAGUGGUUCCAAGUCUUUAGCUCUGGGCCCCUGGUCUAUGUCUUUUUCCUUGUUGCUUUUUAAAAUUUUGCAAUUAUUUUCAGAAAUCCAGUCUUUUAGAUUCAGCUCUUUUAUUAAACUUUAAAUUUUUCUUUGAUUUUUUUAAACAAAUAAACUAAACAAAAACACCACUGCUCUUACUUUCCCCAGUUUGAUCCAUGAGAAUCCCCUACACUCCCCUCUGCCUUUGCAGUUGAUCAUUCCUCCCUUUUUUCUCAGCUCGAAGCAUCUAUGGCCAGUGUCUGUGAAAUGAUGUUUUAUCUGUGUCUCAGGAUGAGAAACGGCAAUCAUUCCACCAGGUGCUGGAAACUGAUUAGCCUCGAGGCAAGGGUUUCUAGGGCCACAGCUCAGGGAUGUGUAUUUAAUUACAGGGUCCCCAGAAACCCCUCUCUUGGCUGCCACAAACAGCAGCUUCUUUUCUGGGCUUGAGAACCGGACCUGGACUGUUCCUCAGAGGCAGGAGCCCCAGAGAACAUGCGGAGUCGGGGAGCAUGCUGGGGCUCCCUUCUUGGCUAGACCUGGGCUACCUUGAAACUUGAAGACUUCUGGCUAUCCUGCAACAUGAGCCACAGUGGCCCUGCCUCUACCAGCUCAUAAAAUGCCUGGUCGCCCUGCCCACUCCAGUGCCCAUCUGGCCUCCCUCUUCUGGGCCUGCAGCCCUAAAUGGAGCACAGCCUGCUCAGGAGUCUGUUGCGGGCUCGAGGGGAAGGUGUGCGUUAGGCCAGAGCUUGCUCCACGCCCAAGAAAAAAGUCGUGUUACUGGUGAAGGCUAGUCUUCCAAAUCCUGGACCUAGCCCUGCCAGCCAAAGGAUCAUUUUUGCCCUUUGGUGACCACUUUUGUUUUUCUUUCUCUGAAAUGUCUUACAAUAGGUAAUAAUGUUGUUUGACUCAAAUUUCCAUGAAAAAAAUAAACUACCUCUUGAGUGACAUCCUGAUCGAUUCCUCUCUGAGGAAUCCUGUGGGAAAAGAAAACUUUAGCUCCUGCUCUGUUUACAUGUUUCUGUCGGGAAAGAAACUCUGCCUGCCCUGGGGUGUUGGUGUUUUUGUCUGUGUUGCCAUCCCAGGCUUGCGAUAGGGCCUCGUGGCUGCAUUGUGAUGUCUGGGCCAUGUCUGGGGAGUCCCAGCCACCUGCCCAGCCAGGGACUAGCCACCCCCUUGAAGAGGCCACCAUUUCUUUCCUGUGAGCCAAGGCACAGGGAGCACCACCUCUCACAACCCCACCUUCAGGGGCUGCGGUGGCACAUGCAUCAGUGAGCAUAUCCUUGGGCUACCUACGCUAGGCCCACUUGCACCCACAGUCCAGUGUAGGAAUCGUGUAAAUGGGAUGUCUCUGAGCCCUUGUCCCCAAAGGGCCAGCCAAGGGCUGCCCGCCAGCCUAGCUCCAUCAACCCUGCAUGACCAAAUGAUAGUUGGUGGGCUCUGCAGGCUGCCCAGGCCCUCGGCUACCUCGCACCCUGCCAGCCGGCAAGGGAUGGGCCCUUUGCUGUGAAUUGACUACCUGUGGAAAUGUGACCAAGUAGUGUGAAAUGCAUGUUUAGCGAAUGUUAGGUACUGUAUUUGAACCAAUAAAUGUGAAUCCUUCU